AUGGCGCUCAUGUAUGGGAAGGAGAAAAAUGAAGAUCAUGAUUUCGACCAAGCCGAUAUCAGCUUCAUCUCGUUCUUCAGCAAGCUCCCUCCAAAGCGCGCAGACACAAUACGCUUGUUCGACAGGCGAGACUUCUUUUCUGCUCAUGGCGAAGAUGCAACAUAUAUUGCUAUGCAAGUCUUUCGCACUCAAUCGGUACUCAAAUAUCUCGGUUCCGGAGGCAAAGCUAGCGGAUUGCCUAGUGUUACGCUCAGUAACAACGUAGCUACUGCAUUCCUACGUGAUGCACUCACGUCACUGCAACUUCGAAUUGAGAUCUGGGUGUCGGAAGGAGGAAAGAAAGGUGCAAAGUUUAGACUUGAAAAAGAGGCUUCCCCUGGGAACCUUCAAGCUGUGGAGGACCUUCUGUUUGUCAAUACAGACAUGCUCUCAGCGCCUAUAGUCAUGGCAGUGAAAAUUGGCACAUCGACACUUGGUGCAGCCGGGUCAUCGGGCAUAAAGACAAAAGCAGUCGGGGUAGCCUUCGCCGAUACGUCCGUACGUGAAAUCGGGAUCUCAGAAUUUGUUGACAGCGACCUCUUCUCAAAUAUCGAGUCCCUUGUAAUACAACUGUCCGUGAAAGAAGCUGUAAUCCCGAUGUCUUCGAAAACAGGAAAUACGGAUCGUGAUUUAGAGUUGAACAAGCUGAAGGGCGUCUUUGAACGUUGUGGAGUCGUUAUAACGGAACGCAAGCCGAGUGACUUCGCUGCGAAGAAUAUCGAACAAGACCUUGCUCUUCUAGUCAAAACGAACACGGGCGUGGACAUCACUGCCAGUAUACCCGAGCUUUCCUCUUCCACGUCUGCUGCCGCUUCUGCUACCAGUGCUCUGAUUUCAUACCUCUCUCUACUCGGAGACGCAUCCAAUCACAAUGCAUACGUUCUCAAAACGCAUGAUUUAUCCCAAUUUAUGAAGCUGGAUGCGAGUGCUCUUCGCGCCCUUGGACUGGCAGGAGACAGUACAACGUCUGCAAAGAAUACUACUCUUCAUGGACUUCUGAAUAAAUGCAAAACAGGUCAAGGGACUCGUCUCUUGGGAAGCUGGCUGAAGCAACCAUUGGUGAACUUACAUGAAAUCCAGAAGCGACAGGACCUAGUCCAAACAUUCAUUCACGACUCCAACACUCGGCGGACGCUACAGGAUGACUACCUAAGAAUGAUGCCUGACAUGCAUCGAAUCAGCAAGCGAUUCCAGAGGUCUGUAGCAACUUUAGAAGACGUUGUCCGUGUCUAUCAGGCAGCACAAAAGCUCGUGGGCUUGAUAGAAGCACUAGAAACUGUGGAAACAGAGGACGUUGGGCAUAACAAACUCAUCGAAGAGAUCUAUCUUAUCAAGUUAAAGGAGCACAGCCAGAAUCUCGAAAAGUACUCGGAAAUGGUUGAACAGACGCUUGACCUCGACGAACUUUCUUCGCACAACUUUGUCAUAAAGCCAGAUUAUGAUGAUCGCUUACGAGAAUUGGCCGACAAGCUCAUUGAAAUUAGGGAUGGACUUGAUGCUGAGCAUCGGAAGGUUGGACGCGAUCUUGGUUUGGAGCUUGACAAGAAGCUACACCUUGAGAACAGCCAGAACUAUGGUUAUUGUUUCCGAAUUACAAAGUCUGACGCAAAGGUGAUACAUAAUGAGAAGGACUAUAUUGAACUAGGGACGAAUAAGAGUGGUGUUUACUUUACCACGAAGAAGUUGCGGUCCUUGGCUAUGGAUUUCCAAGAGAUAACGGAUACAUAUUCACGGACUCAAAGUAGUUUAGUGAAAGAAGUUGUCAAUAUUGCUGCAACGUACACGCCGGUCUUAGAAGCCCUUGAUGACCAAAUCGCUCACCUUGAUGUCAUCGUAAGCUUUGCUCACGUUUCUGCGAACGCACCAGAGGAAUAUGUUAGACCUAAACUUUCAGUGAAGGGAUCUGGAAGCGUUGUUCUGAAGAACGCAAGGCAUCCACUUCUUGAGGUACAAGACGACAUCAGUUUCAUACCCAACGAUGUUGAAAUGAUCAAAGGGGAGAGCGAGUUUCAAAUCAUAACUGGCCCAAACAUGGGCGGGAAAAGCACAUAUAUUCGUCAAGUCGGAGUUAUUGCCUUAAUGGCUCAGACGGGUUGCUUCGUACCAUGCUCUGAAGCCGAACUUCCUAUUUUCGACUCAAUUUUGUGCCGAGUCGGAGCAGGAGACAGUCAACUUAAGGGUGUCUCAACGUUCAUGGCUGAAAUGCUGGAGACGGCUACAAUCUUGAAGUCAGCAUCGCAGGAUUCACUUAUCAUCAUUGAUGAAUUAGGCCGAGGUACAUCAACAUACGACGGGUUCGGCCUCGCAUGGGCGAUUUCUGAAUACAUCGCAUCAGAAAUCCACGCAUUCUGUCUCUUCGCCACGCAUUUUCACGAGUUGACAGCACUCGACCAACAAAUCCCACACGUCAAGAAUCUACAUGUCGUUGCACACGUCUCGAAGACCGGGGAAUCAUCACAGGAUCGUGACAUCACCCUACUCUAUAAAGUCGAACCAGGCAUUUGUGAUCAGAGCUUCGGUAUCCACGUCGCCGAGCUAGCUAAUUUCCCAGAGAGUGUCGUCAAACUGGCCAAGCGAAAAGCCGACGAACUAGAAGACUUUGGCGGCGAACACGAAAAGCAACCCACACAUCCAAAAGAAAUAGUAGACGAAGGAAGCAAGAUAGUCGAACAGCUCCUCCAAGAAUGGACAGCACGCUGUGCGUCUGCUGAGACAGGCGACGGAGACGUGAUUAUGGAUGAAGACGAGAAAGCCGAGAAGGACUUGGUAGCACUUCAGAAUUGUGUUGCAAAGUACCAAGGACAGAUAGAUGCCAAUCCCUGGAUUCAACAACUUAUCGCAACUCUCUGA
Molecule: messenger RNA, 2889 nt
Organism: Fomitiporia mediterranea MF3/22
Lineage: Eukaryota; Fungi; Basidiomycota; Agaricomycetes; Hymenochaetales; Hymenochaetaceae
Product: DNA mismatch repair protein MSH2
Exons: 24
Coding region: 1-2889 (962 amino acids)
Biological process (GO): mismatch repair; mitotic recombination
Cellular component (GO): nucleus; MutSalpha complex
Molecular function (GO): ATP-dependent DNA damage sensor activity; mismatched DNA binding; ATP binding
Source: RefSeq, a predicted model, not a curated record